Molecule: messenger RNA, 1356 nt
Organism: Aspergillus puulaauensis
Lineage: Eukaryota; Fungi; Ascomycota; Eurotiomycetes; Eurotiales; Aspergillaceae
Exons: 1
Coding region: 1-1356 (451 amino acids)
Source: RefSeq, a predicted model, not a curated record
AUGACAAUCCAGGAAGGCGUUACCAACGGCGACGCACCCACAUCCAGUACAGCUGAGCUGCCUAAGGAUGGCGUUGAGAGUCUGGUGUCGGAACUUCGCGAAGCUGUUAUGCGUUUCCAACCAGAGAGGGUCCGAAGGCUACUGGAGCAGGACAACUGUCCGAUUGAUCGAACAAUCAUCAAUGAUGCUGCAGUGGCCUACUUCGACAAGGCUGUAUUCGAGAUUAUCGCGUCACACCUUUACAAGCAACGACAGGAACUUGUGAACCUCGCUCGAAAACACCUAUCGCCAGAGCAGCUAUGGCAAUUAGGCGUACGCCCUAACCAACGCAGGUUAAAUUCUCAGGCAGCUGCUGUGGCAGCAGCUCUGGCCGCAACCGAGGCGGUCGAUUACAAUACAAUCAAGCUACUGGUUCCCGAUAUUAUUUUCCCAGGUAGUGCCACAUCCGUCUACUUCUUGGUCGGCUGUAAUAAGGACGCGGCGCAAAUACUGUACAAUGUUGGUUUCAAGAACGUUGGCGAAAGGGACCAUCUAAUGUACACGCCGCUUACGGCAUUAACCCUACCGAAGAGGACCGGUUACAAUGGUCAGUAUAAGGUCGACACUGCCGCGCGUGCUUUCUUCAACUAUCUCGAAAUGUGUAAGUGGUUCCGAGACAGAACGGCCUGGUUGUAUCGCCCGCUCGGAGUUUCGCGGAUAACAGCCCUGCACUAUGUUGCUGGCAAGAUUGGAAAAGCCUUCGCGUCUUUGGUUGAGGAGCAGCUCGAAAUGAACCCGGGGGAAGACACAGAAUCGCAUAGCCAUCGAUUUGUCGAAAACUGGACAGUGUUUUUCCAGCCGAGUAUAUCCAAAUCGGGCAUCAUCAGAGCAAUAAUGAGGGCUACAAAGCACCGCGACCUGUUUUCUUGCCCAUGUUCUGCCGAGGGCUCCGUUCCACUGAACGUCCUACUAAAUGAGAUUAUAAUCAACUACAUCCCCACCAAUAAAGGUAGGACCCCAGCAGUAAUAAGCGGCUUAGUUGGAGCUUUUCUCCUCGCCCAGAAGCCGACAGGGUCUCAAGAUGCACGAUAUACUCCCUACCUACACAAACGUGUCGCCUCAGUAGUGUUCCGUGCCUGCUCGUUUGCAUGCCUCGGCCUUGCGCAUUCAUGUCGAUCUGCAAGCAUUAAUCAGCUCACCGUGUUGUCCACCGAGAGACGGAUCACUCACAAUGAAUUGGACGAUCUGGUUUCGGAAUACGAGGCGGAAUUUCAGCAGUCAGACAAGUCGAUAGCGAUGUUUCUCAUUGAGGAGUGGGCAAUGGGCAUGACGCGUUACCAGUUGCGAAAACAGUCCAAGGAUCAGCCAAGUCGAUAA